AUGACCAUCCUUCAUGCCUCAAAAACGGCUGAAGAGACGCCAAUGUUGGAAAGCUCGGAAAAAGAUCAAAACUCACCUUCGGCAAUGAGUAAUCCCGAGAAAGCUUUGUACAAUGAGAAUGGAAUUUCCGGUAAAAUGACGUACAUAAAUUUCAUUCGUGGCAUGGUUGGGCCGGGGUGUUUCUCGAUUCCGUUAUCUCUGAAAUUUGCCGGAUUUGGGACUGGCAUCACUUUGUUGUGCAUCAUUGGCUAUGUGGCCACGUUGAAUAUGGGGAAGCUCGUGAGAACCUCUCAAUAUCUAACUGUUAUAACCGGUAGCAAAGCGCUGAACUACGGGAACAUGGUGGGAAAAGCCUUCGAACAAGGCCCAAGAUCUCUACGGAAACACUCGUCAAAAGCAAAAUUCCUCGUCAACUCCUGCCUGUGCGCUCUUCAGCUCGGCGUCUGCGCAGUUGGGUAUAUCUUCACCACCGAGCAUUUGAAAGAUGUACUUGAUGUAUUGCUCACACCAAAUUCUUCAAUAUUGACUCAAGCAGUGACGAAUCAAGCUCGAUCCCCAGGCUUCUCGAUGCCUCUGCUCAUCCUCCAAAUGUCUAUUCCAUUCUCCCUCCUCGUCUCAAUUCGUUCUUUCAAAAUCCUCUCUUAUGUUUCUCUAUUCGGAAAUGUUCUAAUGUUAGCUGCUCUCGCAAUCAUCUUUCAGGUAUUUUUGCUUUCAGUUACAAAUUUCACUAUUUUCCCUUUUCGGGGUCUUCUUCGCACCUCGCCCACCUUCGAAUCUCUUCCCAAUUUCACUUCAUUCUCCGGGCUCAUUCUUGCCACCGGAUCAAUUCUUUAUGCGUAUGAGGGGCAUGCUGUGGUGUUACCACUAGAGAAUCAACUUCGCGAUCGUCGCCAAAUGAACGGCCUCCUCGGUGUGCUUUCUCUUGGAAUGUCCACCACCACUUUCAUCUAUGCGUUUUGUGGGAUCACUGGCUAUCGAGUCUACGGGAGCUCGGUGAGAGGGAGUAUCACUUUAAAUAUGCCCGAUACUAGCCUAUACUUUUUCGUGAAAAUCCUCUUGACAAUCGUGAUUUUCACCGGCUUUUUGAUACAACAUUUCGUCCUCCUUGACAUGUAUUUUCCAGAGAUGAAAGCGAUGAUGAAAAAAAGGAAAUGGUCUGAUUCAAGAAUUUUGCUCGUCGAGUACGCGAAUCGUUAUGCGAUCGUUCUAUUCACAAUGAUCCUCUCAUUGCUGGUGCCGAAUCUCGCGGCGAUCAUUCCGCUUGUUGGGGCGUCGUGUGGAAUGCUGCUCGCUAUGAUCAUUCCACCGAUUAUUGAGACAGUAGCCUUCUAUCCACGAUGGUUGAGUGAUGGACAUGGAGUGGGGACAACAAGCCGUUUAAUCAUCAACGCUUCCAUAGCCACUUUCGGGUUGAUCUUCAUGAUUUUGGGAGUGAAAUCGAAUCUCGACACACCGAUGGUACAU
Messenger RNA from Mesorhabditis belari, 1464 nucleotides. NCBI's taxonomy places the organism in Eukaryota, Metazoa, Nematoda, Chromadorea, Rhabditida, Rhabditidae. The record is from the annotation of a GenBank genome assembly.